Messenger RNA from Gastrolobium bilobum, 3435 nucleotides. Its product is annotated as probable disease resistance protein At1g61300. Lineage: Eukaryota; Viridiplantae; Streptophyta; Magnoliopsida; Fabales; Fabaceae. The record is from RefSeq and is a predicted model, not a curated record. The transcript is spliced from 3 exons. Bases 1 to 3435 code for a protein of 1144 amino acids. Gene Ontology annotation, molecular function: ADP binding.
AUGGAGAGUAUCCCGGCUGAUUUGGCUAAGAAGGGUUUGGAGAAAUUGAUCGAUAAGGCAAUAGCAGAAUCACGAUAUAUAUGUUGCUUCUCUUGCAUUGUUGCAGACUUUAAAAAGCAAAAAGGAAAGUUGGAAGCAAAACGAAAGGCUGUGGGGCAACGUGUUGAUGCAGCGAAAAGAAACGCACGUGAACCUUUAGCUGAUGCCACUUAUUGGCGAGAGGAAGUUGGUGAGUCAAUUCAAGAGGAAACCGAAACAGAAAAGGCGUGGUUUUUUAGAUGGUGUCCUAAUUGCAUAUGGCAGCGAUAUAGUAAGGGAAAGGCAUUGUCCCAAAAGACAGAGGAGAUCAAAAAACUCUUGCAAGAAAACUUGGAUACUGAAGGAGUCGCUCCUCAACUUCCAGGCGUGGAAUACUAUUCUUCUGAAGAUUACAUUUCUUUCAAGGGCAGAGAGUUGAAAUACGAAGAACUUUUGAAUGCACUGAGAGAUGAUAAUAACUAUAUAACCGGAUUGCAAGGUAUGGGCGGCACCGGUAAAACUACAUUGGCAAAAGAAGUGGGCAAGCAACUGAAGAGAUUGGAAGAAUUUCAACAAGUAAUCUUUACUACAGUGUCAUACACUCCUGACAUUAGAAAGAUUCAAGAUGAUAUUGCUGUACCCUUGGGAUUAGAAUUGAAGGAUAAGAGCGAAUUAGAGCGACGCGGAUUACUGUGGAAGAGAUUAACCGAUGGUGAGAAAAAUCUUCUAAUAUUGGAUGACGUGUGGGAUCAUGAAGAUAUCAAAUUUGAAGAAAUAGGGAUUCCAGGUAGGGACGAUCGCAAGGGUUGUAGAGUUUUUCUAACCACACGCAAGGUAAGGGUAUGCAAAUUAAUGGGAAGUACAAGUAUAAUUAAUCUGGAUCUCUUAUCAAAUGAAGAUGCAUGGACCCUGUUCAUGAAGCAUGCUGUUUUAAGCGAUAGUACCCCUCAAAGUUUGCUGAAUAAGGGACUUAAAAUUGUCCUAGAAUGCAAAGGACUACCAAUUGCAAUUUCAGUUCUGGCUAAAAGUUUAAAGGACGAAAAACGGGAGGAAGAGUGGGAUGAAGCCAUAAAUUCCUUGCAGAAGACUAUACCCAGGCAGAGUGAUGAUGAUGCUGAUGAUGCUGAUGAUGAUGAUGAUGACAGUCAUAAGAAUCUGGUUAAAGUUUAUAAUUCUUUGAGGUUUAGCUAUGAUAGAAUGAAGAAUAAAAAAGCCAAGAGAAUGUUCCUCUUAUGUUCUAUGUUCCCAGAAGAUGAAGAACUUUCUACUGAAAUUUUAACCAGAUAUGUUAGGGUCAUUAUACUUUUUGGGGAAGUUGGUGAAAAAUAUGAUGGUGCUCGAAGCCAAGUAGUUAAAGCCAAAAAUGAACUCAUAGAUUCUGGUUUAUUGUUGAAGGCUGAGAAGGGUCAUGUGAAAAUGCAUGACUUGGUUCGUGAAGUGGCCCUAUCGAUGGCUAAGAAAGAGAUUCUAGCAGUCAAUUUGGCUAACAAACGUGAAAAGUUAUCGGCUGAAAGUCAGAAGAAUAUUAAAUAUUUGUUAUGCCAAGGCAAGGACAUGGAUCUAUUUUCCUUUAGGUUUGAUGCUUCCAAACUUAAGAUUCUAAAAGUUUGUGUGGUUGGAGGAAACUCAAUGGAAAUGCCAAAUUCAUUCUUCGAAAAUAUGACAAAUCUUCGAGUUUUGCAUUUAUCAUCUGGGAUUUGGGGAUGGCGUCUCUCAUUGCCACAGUCAAUCGAGUCAUUGAAGAAUAUUCGAUCUCUAUUCCUUGAAAGAUUGAAAUUAGGUGACAUCUCUAUUCUGGGAAAACUACACAGCCUUGAGGCUCUUGAUUUGGUUGAUUGUGUGGUGGUUGAAUUGCCACGUGAAAUUGCGGAGCUGGAGAGACUUAGAUUGCUACACUUGUAUAGGUGUCUUACUGGUACGAAUAAUGCAUUAGAAGUGAUUGAAAGACACUUAUCACUUGAAGAAUUGUAUUUCAUUCAAUUCAAGGUUUACAGCUCAGCGAAUGAUAAGAAAAUAACAUUGCCUGAAUUGCAAAGGUAUCAUAUAACAGAGAGGUAUACUGACGGAGCAAAUGAUUCAAUGCCAAAAUAUGUGUGUGCUUCAUACAUUGAUGGUUAUUUCUCUGAAGCAACAUUCAAGUAUCUGGUACAAACAACAGAGAUUCUUAAGCUAGAAGGAAUUAUGGGGGAGUGGAAAAAUCUCAUACCUGAGAUUGUUCCGAUAGAUGAAGGUAUGAAUUAUCUUGUGAAGCUUCGUUUAGAAUCUUGGUCAGAAUUACAGUGUCUAAUUGACACUAGUCAUAUUAAUUCUCUGGAACAAAAUGUCUUCUCCAAGUUGGUUGUACUAGAACUUGAAAAGAUGGAAAACUUGGAAGAACUAUGCAUUGGUCCCCUUCCCUCUGACUUUCUCAAGUGUUUAGAGACGUUAUUCAUCAAACGUUGUUAUGUUUUGCGAAGCAUAUUGUUUAAGGGAAAGCUAAACCUUUCCAAUCUUAAAAUCAUCAAACUGAUUUAUUGCCCGAAGUUGGUAAACCUAUUUCAACUAUCGACAUCUCAAAGCCUAGUUCUGUUGGAGGAAUUGGAGAUAAGUUUCUGUGAACAACUGGAAAACAUAAUAGCAGGUGAAAGAAUAGGGGAGGAAUUGGGAGAAAUAGUUGGUGCUGAUAAUGAUAACAACAGAAGAAAGAGUUACACCGCAAUGUUUCCGAAUUUGAAAAUGCUUUUUAUUGCACAUUGUCCCCGAUUGGAAUUCAUAUUUUCGAGCCUUUCUGCUCGAGAUGUUCCUGUAAUAGAAUCUAUCGAUAUUGGGCAUUGUGGUGAGCUUAAAUACAUAUUUGGCAAAUACCAACAUGAAAAUGAAGAGGCAUCGAAUCAUCUUGGGAAAAGUACUCAAUGUCUUUCAAAACAAUCACAAAUGCUGCACAAUAUUAAAGAGAUUCAACUUUAUCGUGUUUCCAAGAUAGAAUCCGUAUUUAUCAUGUCUAUUACUCCAACAAUGAUGUUGGAAACAUUGAUAAUUAGGGAAUGUGAUGAAUUGAAGCACGUAAUAAUAGAUACCAAAGAUGACCGAGGUGGCAAUAACUGGGGCGACGUGUUUCCGAAAUUGGAAAAGCUCUUGGUGAAGGAAUGUGGGCAAUUGGAGUAUAUAUUUGAGAUUCAACUUCAAAAUCACAAUGAGAUUCAGAUUCUUCUUCCAGCAUUAAAAUAUCUCGAAUUUCACAAGCUGCCAAACUUAAUCGGCAUUUGCUCUGAAAACUAUCGCAUAACCUUCCCACUUUUGACGGAGUUUACACUCAGUGAAUGCUACCAGUUUAGCAUUAAAUCUAUUGGUGAAUUGUCCGUUCAUGAUUCAAGAGAAUUAGGUACCACAACCAUCAAGGUACCCACCCCUCUUUCCAUAUAUCUUUGUUGUUUGUAG